CACCCGCACACAGGCGCCAUCUAGCGUGAAACGUCGCGGUUCGCGUGGAGAGAAGCCAUCGAAACGGACAGUUUUCAAUGAGUUGCGUGUAAAUGAAUGGGCGCAAGCGAGACAGCGGCUUACCAAAGCGGCAUUAGCAAGGGACGGCACGAGCAUCAUUUGUAUUACACCUUCGGCUCCCAAAAAUAUGCUUCUGUUUUCCUUCUCGGUUGAUCGGUGCUUUGGUUUGAAAAUAGUGAAAAACUAAACGCGCACAUCGUUUGCGAAAGCGGUACGCGAUGUGGCCCGGCUCGGUGUGUGAUUGAGGAUAGUGCAAAUCGUGUCGGCCGUGUUCAGCAUCGUUCCAGUGCAGAACGCACACGUCCUGUGAAUGCCCGUCCCGUCCCGUGGAAGGUUUCGGUCGUCGGGCAUGCCUUGUGAACUACACAAGAAGGAACGCUUGCCAUUUUUGAUGCUAUAUACAAACGCGAGAUAGAACCGCACACACAAAGGUGUCUUGCCAGCCAGCCUGCCAGUCAGCUCGGUGACCUCUAUAUCCGUGGAGGAAAAUUGAAAACCCAUACACCCGUAACAAGGGCCAGCAGCAGCAGCAGCAGCAAGCCGUGGCGAAGUAUACAAUUUGACCACCAUGAAAGCAACGCACGACGACGGCAUCUUUGUCGGCGUGAAUCUUUCUUCUUGAAAACCCCACUCUCCCUUGCUACCCCGAAUCCCACUUUCCCAUCUGUGCUCCCCAAAAACAUUCGGCUUGAGUUGCAUUCGGUCGCGGUGUUUGACGUUCGGUGGGUGAAGCAGCGGACGGAAGGAUGAGGGGUGUGUGCAGUUUGUGAGAGAAAAAAAAAACAAGGAAAACAAUAAUAACAUUUCAUCAAAAACAAAAAUGGCCGGAGCGCAGAUCACCUGCGAGAAUGAUCCGAAUUUCGGAAUCAUUCUUUCGUUUAUGGAACAGUUUGGGCCGUUUCUGGACAUUGGCGAGCUGAACAUAGCGGAAUUGAAGGCGAUGCUCGAAAACGGCGAAGCUGUUUCACAAGCGCUGGUUGAUCUGCAUAUAAAGCUGAUGCGUAAGAUAAACAAAAAAGUACCGGCCGCCCGGUGGGAGCUAGCGUUGGCCAAAUUUGCCCACUCGUACUCGCACCAGGACGCAUGGGAAAUCGAGCGAUUUGGCUACAAAACGGCCAAUCUAGCCGUCAAGCUACGGGUGUUGAAGGCAUUGCUGGAAGGACAGUUCGAUUUGAACACAAAGUUCAAAACACAAAUUAACACCACCGGCGCCGGUGAGCUGCGGCUGGAUCCGUUGGGGCGCGACCGGCAAGGUAACUGCUACUGGUACUUUAUGGACGAAAGUGCCAACCUGCAGAUCUAUCAAUCCGAUCCCGAAAUGGAAACCUGGACGCUGGUGGCAAGUAAUCGUGACGAGUUUGUCAAUAUGAUUGAAAUGCUGAAAGACAACCGCCCAAUUGAACCGCUGGUCGCAGUGAAUGCGGUGAACGAUGAGGAGGAGGAUAGUGCUGGCAGUAUGAGCGAAACGGAGGCAAUCAAACUCGAUACGUCCAUUCCGGCACCAUCGGAAGUUCCUCCGAGCUUGAUCAUAUCGCGCCGUACGUACAAAACUCCCGAUCAACUUGACGCAACACUCGCGGUGGAGGAUGAAAAGCUGGAGCAAACUGAUACCAUCGCCAGCGAGCGUGAGGAUAAGAACGAUCAGGAAAGCACUCCAAAACCCUCACAGGAGAAUGGUGCCGCAGAAAGGAAAGAAGAUGAUGAGAAGAAGACUGAGACGGUCGCAGAGAAGAAAAUAGAUGUAACGGUGGAAAACGAUGAACCAAUGGCCGUGGUUGACCAAGAAGCGCACGGUGAUUCGGUUUCGAAAGAUACUUCCGAAACUGUUAAAAUGGAGGUGGACGAAUCGGAAGAGUCGGAACCGGCGGUGGAAGCUGUUGCACCGAAAGAGGAGAUGCAAACGGAGGUAACGGAAAUGGAUGCGUCCAUGGGUAAGGAGGAACAAAAUGAAUCUGAAACGAUGGUGGAUGAGAAGGGAAAGGAAGACUCUGUUCGGGCGGGUUUGAAAGCAUCCGAGACAACCGAUGUACCGAAGGCGGAAGAUACUCCUGCAGCAGAGCAGUCGGAUACGAAAGAAUCUCGCGAGGACAGUGACAAGCAAGUUAACAAAACGGGUACGACCGAACUGAAGGAGGAAGAAGCUGUUAGUGAAGCGAUCGAGGAUCCACCGGUGGUCGUGAAAGGUGAGGGCAGUGGUGCCGACUGUAACAGCGGAAUUGAGCCAAUGUUUAGCGAGGUCAUCGAAGAACCGGUGAUGUUCGUGUACGGUGUCGGGGCUGGUCACGAGAACGAUAUGGGUAACACGAAGAAGAUCGAGACGGCUAACACCAACGCGAAGGAACGGGAGCGUGAGAAUGAUUGCAGCACGAUAGGCACUGCAAAGGCUGGAAACGGUGAAACCGAGCUACCACAAAACAGGGAAGGAAAUGGUGAUAACCAGAACGAGGAACUGGACUUGUCGAAAAAGGCGGCGGUGAUGUCGGUACCAACCAAAGAGAAGGAUGCGGUCGAUGACGGUGAGAGGAAAAACCAUGGCCAGAAAUGUGAGCUACCACCACCAGGUAGCAGCAGCGCUGAAGCCGAUGCAUCUGAAGAUGCGGACGUUGCACUUGCGGAUAAGAAGCAACAUUUGCGCGGAAAGCGAAACGAACCGUUGGCAGUGGGAGCGACGGUGGUAUCACAACCACAAGACAAACCGGUAGAAAAGCGGCGUGGUUCGAGGAAAAGCAAUACGCCUAAAAAGGCAUUUGAUGCGUCUGUGACGACAGCGACACUGCAAAUAAUGGAAGCUGCUGGUGAGGAGUUAGGCAAAGAUGACGGAUCAUUCCGGGUGGAAACUGCAGUGGAAAAUGCACCUUCGGAAAAUGCCAACGCGGAUAAAAAUGGAGAUCAUACAGAUCCUCCUCCCGUGAAAGAAACGGAACUGAAGGAGGAAAAGAAGAGCCCAGCUAAAGAGCUAGAUAGUACAGAGAAGCAGGAAGUUUCGCCCAACGGUAGUAAAAAGGGAUCCAAAAGUACCACGGCAAAUGAUGAUGUAGUCAAAAGCGAACCACAAAAGGAUGAAGACCAGAAGAAGCCAGAACCAUCGCAACUGGACGAGACAUCACAAGUAGCGCCUAAGGUAGAGCAAAUGAAAACUGAAGAUGAUCUACCGAUGGUGAAGAAAGAGAAUGAUCAACCGGAAGAUCCGGAAGGUGAAAGUCCUCCAAAACGUAAGCGACGCCAUCGGAAUGGUUUAGUUGACGGACUCGACAUUUCGAUGGUGCUGGAUGCAGGUUCCGACGGUGGCAACAAUCCACCGGUCCGGCAGUCGCGCCGCAUCGCCAUGCAGAAGAUCAAGGAAGAAACGAACCGACGCGAAAUCGAGGAUCAGAUGCUGAAAAAGAUGAAAGCGGACGCGGUGAAAAAGAAAAAAGAUCUGGGCAUGAAGAUUUCCGACGAUGAUUACCGAGCCGACCGGACCGAGCACUCGUCGUCCGAGGACAGCUCGUCGGACGGUGGAAUCGGACCGGAUGGGCGCCGAAGGAAGAAGAAGAAAAAGAAGAAAAAGGGAAAUCUUUCGCAGCAGGCGCAGCAGCAGCUGCAGCAACAGUUGAACAAAAAGCAAUCUACCUGGAACAGUGCAUCACCGUCGGAAAGCAGUUCGGAGACGGAGGCGGAAGAUUAUUUUGCCGAAACGUACCACUCGGAGGAGGACGUACGGCGCAGCCACGUGCUAAAGUCCGACCAUGAGUUUUCGCCCGAAUCGGACCUAGAAACAGAGGCACCGGCGCAACCGCUGAAGCGAGCCCGAACCGCGCGGAAAGCGAGACGCACGCGCGACGAAGCGGAAGAGGAGGAGGAAGAGGAGGAGGGCGAUGAUGGGGGUGAGGAUCACGCGUGCCAGGAGUGUAAAAAGACGGACCAGCCCGAAUGGAUACUGUUGUGCGAUUCGUGCGAUAAGGGUUACCACUGUGCGUGCCUGAAACCGGUGCUAUUCACCAUCCCCGAAGGCGAUUGGUUCUGUCCGGUGUGUUUGCACCGGCAGCUGAUCGAGCGAUUACAGUCGAAGCUCGUGCUGUACGAUGCCCUGCGGACGAAGCUAGAAGCGGAAGCGAAACGACGCCAGGAGGAGGAACAGUCGGCGCGUGAAGCCGAGCUCGCCGAACAGGCGCUGGCGAACGAACGGGAAGAGCAGCUGCGAGCGCAAAGACGUGCCCGGCAACAGCAGCGUUUGCUGGAGCGUGCUGACGCAGCAUGCUCGGAGGAGGAAUCGACGCGCGAUCGGCGCCGGCGAAGGCAACGGCAUCGAAACAGGCGGGCGGCGCCGAAAAAACGAUCCCGAUCCCGGUCGGGCGACAGCAGUUCGGACGGGUUGGGAAGUGGUGGUGGUAGUGGUCGCAGCGGUGGUGGAAGUAGUGACGGAAGUGGAAGUGGUAGCGAUGGUAGCAAAAGCAGCACCGACUCGGACGAUAUUCCGAUCUACAAGCUGCGGCGCCGUGCUUCGGCAAAGGUGAGCUACAAGUUUAACGAGUACGACAGCCUGAUCGAUUCGGCCAUUCGGCGCGAAAUGCGCGGCUGCGAGGUGCUGGAGGACGACGAAGAAGAGGAUGAGGAUGAGGAAGGGCACGGAUUUUCCAAGGGCAAGGACAUUAGCACAAUCAUCGAAGCCACCACACGCGAGGAACAGGCGCUCAAGAAGGCAUUACUGGCAAAGGAAGGUGGAAACGGUGGGGAGGAAGACGGUCGUUUGAAUGGGGAUCGCGAAGGAUCGCAGCCUGGUGCCGAGACGGAGGUGAUUGCGCGAAAGGAGCGGAGCGGCGAUGAAGAUGGUGAAGAGGUGGCGGUGCGACAGGAGCGUAAACCACCGCCCAGCAUGAACCGUUCAUCUGCCAAUGCUGUUGGCAAGAAGCACAAAAAGAAGAAGAAAAAUCUGUGCAAGAUCGAGAUCAGUUCCGAGGAGGAUGACGAUUCGGACGAAGAUUUCCGUGGGGACGGCAGCGGGUCCGAUGACGACGAGGAAGAGGACGAUGACGAGGAGGAGGACGACGAUGAGAACUCGCUGUCGGGCGAGAGCGAAAGCUCGCUCGAUACGGGUCGGCGCGGUCGCAACAAUCGGCUCCGGAAGCCGAGCAAUCGGGCGGCAGUUAGCAAACGUCGCCGGAUAGUGGAAAAUUCGGACGAUUCGGACGAGAUUGAGGAGGAAAUGCGACGGGCAAAGGCGAAAAAGGCGCGUAAAAAUCGUGUCCUCGACGACAGUGAUGAGGAGCUCGAGCUGGAUGACGACGAGGACGAAGACAGCGAGGAUUACGAUAGUGACGAUCUGUGCAGUGACACGGAGACGGAAAGUAGCCGCAGCAGCAAGAGCAGCCGCAGCGGGAGCACGAGCAGCAGCAGCAGUGCACCCAGCACCGAGGGUGAUUGGCGGCGCAAGAAAAAGUCCAAGGGCGCAAAGUCGAAACCGAAAUCGGGCGGAGCAGCAUCAGGAGCAGGAGCAGCAUCGUCGGCCGGCGGCGGCAAACAUCUCGAACGACCGAAGAAAGGGAAGGAAGCACGUCCGAAGGGGGCACUUGAUUCGAGUGACGAGGAAAGCGAAAGCGACCGGGAGGGUGGCAGUGGCAAGGGAAGCGGUAAAACGAUGCCCGGCCGAAAGAAGCAAAGCAAAAAGACGAACUCACGGUCCAGUCCCGAUGGGGGCCGGUCGGGUGAGAAGAAAACGGAUCGUAAAACGCGCGGCAAAAAGAUCCACUACAUCGUCGACGAAGACUUUGAGAGUUCGGACGAUGGGAUACGGCCGGGUGUGCAGCGACCGGACACGCCGCCGGAAGAGCGGGAACAGUUUAUCAGGCGCCAGGAGGAGAUUAAGCGCAUGCUGGCGGAGAACAAUGCGGCGAAGGCGAAGGAGCUGGCCACGUCCAAGAUCGAUCAGCUGGUGGGUGGGCGCGCUGGAUCGAAGGAACCGUCGAAGGAUUCGCUGUCGGACGUGCCGAUGCAGGUGAUAGAAAGUGCCCGCAUACUGGACAUUGAUUUCCUGAAGAGUACGAGCGGCAACACGGCCCGCAUCUCGACUGUGGACUCGGUGGUAGAUUUUGACGACGAGCUGCCGGAAGAUUUCGACCCAGACGACGAGAUGGACGAUGAGGCACUGGCAAAGAUUAUGGAGGAGGAGGACUUUGCCCACCAUCAGCUGAAGCCACCGACGGCGGGUGCAGCUGUUGGGGCUGCGGCCGGUUCAUCGGCAUCGGCCGAUUUGCUGCCACCGGUGCCACCACCACCUGCUGCUGCUGUGCCCAAAAGCAGACUUAAACCGGGAGAUCCGGACGAGUUCCUACUUCAGCAACAGCAACAAAAGGCGGGCCGUCCGAUGGAUGUGUCUCCUGGUGCCCGAAAGGAUCAACUGCCCCCGUUGCCUUUACCGGUAAAUCUGGCUUCCUCGUCCUCGGCAGCACCACCGCCACCACACCAUUCCUCGGUGCAUAGUCCCAUCAAGGCCUUACUCAAACCGACGGGCAUACCGACGUCCACCAUCAUGUCCGCUGCCGGUGGUGGUACGAUUCUCGCGAACGCUUUACAAACUGGCCCCACGUUGCCGCCACCACCGCUACUGAAAGAAUCCCAUCCUGGUGGUCGUCCGGAUAUACUGAUGCGAGGCGGGCCACCACACUCGCAUCCGCCUGGCAGUGGCCCCCCGCCCCAUCAUCACCUUCCACCCACAGGUGGACCACCGCAUCACAAGCCGGAGCUGGCGCAUCUGAUGAUGGGACUGGGUGGUGGUGUUCCGCUAUCGUUGGCAAAGGGUAUUCCGCUACCACCGCACCACCAUUCUGGACAUCGUUUACCACCCGGCGCACUGGGAAUGCCGCCGAACAUGCUCGCGCAUGUUGCCCAUCCUGCGCACGGAGCUAAUCUAGGUUUGCACCCUAAACCCGGCACUCCGGGUGCGGGAGUGAUAAGCAACAAUGCUGCUGGCAUUGCAGCCGCAGUCGUAUCGGCCGCUACCAGCAUCGGUCCUGGUGCAACCGGACCGGGUAUGGCGCAUACACCGCCGCCAGCAUCACCAACAGCGACGGCAGGUCCCGUACCAAGAAUGCCCAUCGGUGCGACACCAUCACCGGCGGCGGCGACGACCCCAAGUACCGAGCGGAGGCCGGGUCGGCGGAAGAAGAUUACCCCGCUCCGGGAGGAUCUAAAGCGCAAGGGAGCGGGCGGCGGGACGGGAGAUCAACCAUCGGUUCCUACGGCGGCCCAUCAAGAGCAGCAUCAGAGGCCACCGCCUCAGCAUCCCUCGCUGCAUCACGGUCAUGUGGCACGGUUACCACCCCCGCCCACGAUGCCUUCCGCGUCGACGGCAGGUCCACCGGUCGGGUUGAGGCCAUCACUACCACCGGUCACCACCAGCCAUAAUUCGAUUCAACAAAGCGCAUCGGCCAUCGCUGCUGCUGCUGCGGCCGCUGCGGCAGCAGCAGCUGCUCAGGAGCUGGCAAUCAAAGUACAUUCCCGAUCGUCCGUGGACGCAGCGGGCGGUGGCAGUGCUGGUGGUGGAAUGCACGUAAACGAACCACCGUUGUCGGUUCCUUCCUCCGUAGCGCAUCUGUCGUAUUUCAGAUCGGAAAAUCCGCUCUUUGCGCACCGCCUCGGUCCCUUGCCUAGCAGUAUUCUUUCUACCGGCAGCAGCAGCAGCCUGCAGCGGAUUGCGGCCAUCAGCGGUGCCGCACCGCCGACAGUGUUUGGUGAUCCGGCAGCGUACAAUGGUGGCUGGAAGCCACCACCACCACCACCAUCAUCGGCAUCGGCCAGUAGUAAGCCGAAAGCAAGCGGUGGCCCACCGUCAGCGCCACCCGGUAUGAUGGUGGGUCCACCUCCUCCUGUUGGAUCACUGGAACAUUACCAUGAAUAUAAUCCAGGAAACCAUCACUAUAACCCGUACUACAAUGUGCUGGAUCGGGCCGGGCAUCUGAGGCCGCCACCAACGAUCGGUGAGCUGCAUCGAACCAGUGCCCUAUCGCCCACCACCUUCACCACCCUGCAGCCGCUCGAGUUUCCGCACGUGCUGAAACCGACCGGGGAAAACCAUCAUCACCAGCCGCCACCAUCCAGCCAUCAUCCACAUCAUCAUCACAGCGCCACUCCGUCGCCGGCAACUUCCUCGACUGGUGGUGGUGACGAUGGUUCGAACGUAGAUCAUCGGGCGCACGGUGGUGGUGGUGGUGGUGGAGGUGGUGCUGCUCCAGCUCCUGCUGGUCCACCACCGGCGACGACCCAUGCCUCAUCCGCACCGUCGCCUGCGGUGUCGGAAAAUCAUCCAACGUCGGUGGUAAGCGCACCGUCGCCGCCAUCUCCCACGAGUGACUCCACGGCGUCCGGUGCCGGGACGGUGGCUCCAUCGCUGGCGCCUCCAUCCGCAAGUUCCGGUGCGCCUGCUGCCUCCUCGUCCAGCACGAGUACAAGCGUUUUCGGCGAGCUAGUAAGCUAUUUCAGUUCUCAGCAAGAUGAGUUAGAUUCGUAGAUUCUAUUUAAAUGACAAAGCACACGGCACGCCGUCGUUGUGCGAAGUGUAAUUUUUAAUCUAUAUAUCCACACGCAAUCACACAAAAUCUCCACCCCCGGACCAUCCCCACUGGAGGAGCUAAUGCUUAACUUAUACACAUAGGUGCACCUCCCAUUGAAAAGGCCACUUUAUUAGACACCGAUAUCCUCUUGCUCCACCCAUUAUUACGUUCCAUAUUAUGCGCGUAGUGUUGUGUUUUUUAAUCGAUUGGCCAAUGUUUAUAUACGGUGCGGUGUGCGUUUGUAUGUGGGGGAGAUUGCUAGAUGCAGAUAUAUUUGUUUACAAUAUAAGAAAAUAAAGAUAUACUCACAGACCCAGAAACAGGACGAUCCGUGUCCACAUGGUAGCGUGGACAUGAAUUUGGUCGAGCGAAUGCUAUUGAAUUAGUGGAAACAAAA
Messenger RNA from Anopheles stephensi (Asian malaria mosquito), 8985 nucleotides. RefSeq names its product remodeling and spacing factor 1. Bases 881 to 8545 code for a protein of 2554 amino acids. Lineage: Eukaryota; Metazoa; Arthropoda; Insecta; Diptera; Culicidae. Gene Ontology annotation, biological process: regulation of DNA-templated transcription. The transcript is spliced from 8 exons. The record is from RefSeq and is a predicted model, not a curated record. Gene Ontology annotation, cellular component: RSF complex.